CGAAGUGCACAUAGACAGGCUCAGCGCGCAGCUCAGCCACCGCCUUACUCUCCACUGUCCCUUUCGCUCGACGCGUCAGCCAUAGACUCGUAAGCCCCCUGUUGCCAUCAUAAAACAGCUCAGUGCUCUUGAUUUCACGAACUUCAAGCUCUCUUCCUUACCCGCAAGUCAUCUCGGGAUGGACGACGACGACGUCUCUGUUCCUGACUCCCCCUCCUCCGAGUCGGGCACCUUUUCCCCGGACGCCCUCGAGCGGCAGCGCGCGAGUCUUCAGUCCUACCUCAAUCAACUUCCGUAUGAAUGCGAAGCCCCGGAGGAAAUGCAGGCCAAGCUCGAGCACAUCGUCGGCCGCAUUUGUGUCUGCGCUGAGACCAAGAACUGGCUCGUCCUCACCACCUGGGAUGGCAUGCUUCAAUGCUGGCUCCUCAUGCGCUACCCGAUGCCCAAGCCCACUCGCGCAAAGCUCACCCGUCUCUACUACGAGCUGUGCCUCAUACCCGGCAUCGAGCCGCGCGUCAUGCGCUCCUGGGCGGACAUGCUCUCCCGCCUCAUCUGUAACAAGCCCGACAGUCGGCGUAAGCUUGAUACGGCCGACUUGCAGCUCCCCUGGCGGCCCCUCUGGCGUGUCCUCCAGAAGGAGCUCUGGCCGAAGAAGAGGAUGCACGAUUCCUCACGGAACGUCGUAAAUAUCCUACUAUUCGUUGCCGAACAGUGCAAGAGAUAUUAUACCGCUAGCGAGAUCCCUGAUAUGCUCUCGACGUUCUUGCCAAUUCUCACCAAGGACACUGUACUGACCAUGGUCCCCGUGUUGACCUCCUUCAUCCCUCCUACUCACACCCAUGUCUACCUGCCCACUGUAUUCAAACUGUGGGAGGCGUUUAACUCUUCGCUCAUCGACGAUAGGUUUGUGGAGCUUUGUGGAGAGCUUGCAGAAGAGCACAUUGCUGGUCAGCUCGGAGAUGCCGGUCCCGAGGGUGCCGCAGAAUGGAAGACGGUAGGCAUCUGGAGCGAAGCAGAAUGGACCUUCUUGAUUGGAAAAGCUCUCGGAUCCAUGAAUGUUCCUGUAGGAGCGACAAGGGGUGCUAGCACUACCGCUGGUCACGCGGACACCAUGGCCGACAAGCAAUCCCUGAGGAUCAAGAAGCUGAUUAACCGAAGCAGCGCACUGGCUAAGCUCAUCGUCUACUCACUGUCGCUGGACAGCUCGGUCCGUCCAGAUAGCGGCAGCGCUCCGGGGACGCCUUCGUCGGAAGGAUACCUUGCAGGCUCUAGGGCCCUCGAUUCGCUCGACAAGCUGGUGACCAGUGUGGAGUCCUUCUUCCACCCCUCCAAUUACGGGAUAUGGAGUCUUAACCUCACCCACUUCGUCCAGCGCCUCAUGGCGGAAUUCUCCAAACGGUGGAAAGACGAGCAGCAGCCCUACUGCAAGACACCAGUAACGCGACGCCUCACCCCCGAGAUCCGACGGAAUUUCAUCCUCACCUUGCGCACUCCCGUUCUGCUUUCUAUGUUCUCCAAGGAUCCCUUCACCAUCAGCUACUCUCAGGCCGCUAUGCGGGCCAUGGCGUUGCUGGAGCCUAAUCUAGUGAUGCCGGAGAUUCUUGAGCGAGCAUAUAGCGGCUUGGAAGUUGUUAAUGAGACGCACCGUACGACCGCCGUGAUGACCAUGCUUUCGGCAGUUUCACUGCCGCUUGUAACCGAGAAGCUGUAUCUCGGUGGUCAGAAGCACGUUGUCCCACUCUUGGAACUCUGCAUUCCUGGCAUCGACCUCAACGACCCUGUCAAGACUAUAUGCGCGACGAUGUUCAUUUCAUCAGUGGUCCAGCACAUCAAGAUCGCCGAUGUUUCGAUGCAUCAAGUCGGCGUCGACCUGUCAAGCGACGCCCCUGCGGAGGACAUCAUGGACGUCGACACCACUCAACUCCCCGCCGGCGUCGACUCCCCAAUCAUGCCCACGCUCAGCCGCGAAGAAGAGCGCGCCCUCGCGCGCGAGAGCACCGCCGGCUUCGCGGAUUGGGUCACGUCCCUCUUCCGGCGCGUGCUCGCGCUCUUCGAGAACCUGCCCGAGGAGGGCGGCAAGAAGGGCACGACGGGCGGCAAGAUGGAGGAAGCGGUCCUCAAGGCGAUCAAGGGCGCGCUCGACACGGUGUGCCUGCACCUGUCGGACGCGCUCUUCGACCUGGUGCUGAAGCUCGUGUUCGAGUACGCGAGCACGAACGCGAAGUCGAACGCAGUGCGCGCGUUCGGGCAGCUCGUGUCGUGCCUCGCGCGCGUCAAGCCGGAGAAGACGAUCGACCGCUUCCUGCCGUUCUGCAUCGCGCAGAUCCAGGAGGAGCUCAAGCACGGCGCGUCGAGCAUCCGGACGACGUCGACGCACGAGGCAGUCCCGUCGGACACGACGCUGCAUUGGAACAUGUCCAUUCUCCGCGGCUGCUUCGGCUAUGGGGGAUCGACGGCAAGCAUCCUGAAGUACAAGGACCAGCUACUCGGCCUCAUGACCCUCCUCGUCGAGAAGACGAAGAGCGAGCGCGGCUACACGGGCACUGGUCGCUUGAUCAACCGUAUCUUACACACCGCUGCAACGAUCUACACGGUCAACUCGCGCUAUGUCAAUCCCGACGAGUGGGACUCGCCAGAGUUCAACCGGAAUCUGACGACGCAAUGGGGCAAGAUGUACGAUGCCGACGAGGCCGAGGUGACCUGGCAUGUCCCAAAUCACGACGAGAUCGAGUUCGUCCUGGAGAUCUUAGACAGGAUUGCAGCGCCAGCGCUUGACAAGGUUGAGGCACUGCUGGAGACUGCAGGGAAGUGGGACAGCGUGGCUCGCAAUGACUUCUGCCGCUACUUGCAUGCUGCUCGCUCCGUAUGGGGAGGCCUCCCGACGUUCUUGUUCCUUGGCCCCAAGGAGGUCCAAAACCCUUGCCUCAACUACGAAGUCGAGGUGCCAGAGCUGCUCGUGACACCGCUCGACGUCAAGGCAGGUUUCGUUCUUACCGACCCCAGCAGCCCCCAGUACCAGCGGGCUAUCGCCCACCGCGCACGUUUCGGCGCCGUCGUUCAUCGGGCCGCCAGCCUGCUCACGCACCAGAACGAGGGUGAGGACCAUAUCGAUGCUGUGAUCGCCGUGUCGCGUGCGAUUGACGUGUACUUGCUCGAGUAUGCGAUGACGCGCAGCAACUUUGAGAGCCUGACCAAGGCGUAUCGACAAGCACGCGACUCCAAUCGUGUUUGGCCGAAACAGAAGGAGAAUUCCCGAGUGGUGUUCUUGAAGCGGGCGCAGGUGUACAAUGCGGGCAGGCUGUACAUGCAUGCUCUGUACCGUCGUCGUGAUUCGCUUGAUGACCAGCUCAUUGAGAAUCUCAUUGAGAUGUCGCUGUCGCAGUACACGAGAGUACGAAGACAUUCGCAAGCCAUUCUCCACAACGCUUGCGGGUACUUCGUACGCUCCACCAGGUUCACUCUGCCGUACGUGUUCCGCGCCUUGGAGAAGAACGUCGAUCCCGACCGCAUGAAGGGCGCACUAUACGUGCUAUGGAACAAGGGCACGGCUGCAUACGCACUCGCUGAUCUCAAUUACCACGGGCAGUACCUCCUUUCCCUCCUCGAGUGCCAGCACCAGGAGAAGCCCUCAGUUCAGAAGCUUAUCGGCAACGUGGCUCAAGAUGCUCUCGUCUACCUCAACGAGGAGUCCUGUCAUACCGAUGCGUUCACUGAGCCUGUCCCAGGCGUUUUGCAGGCACUUGAAGCCAUCAAGCAAGAAUUCGCUUCGCCUGUUGUUGAUGAGGCGGUCCUGCAAGCCGCGGCGGCCAAAUGUAGUGCCCGUGUGGCGUUGAAGAACCAGCGCUACACAGAAACUGUUAAUGCAUUGCUGGACAUUGCGGAGAGGCCAACUACGCAUUGGCGGUACAUACAAUUCGCAAUCCGUUUCCUGUAUGGGCUUCUGCGGAGAGAUGCUGCGCCUCCGCCAGCCCUCGCAGCGUUCUUCCUGCGUCAGGUCAUCAGCCCCCAUGCCACUAUUCGUGUGACUGCUCAGAAGGCUGUCGUCAAAGUUUGCGCGCAUAUUAAGAUUCGAACCUUCUCGAAAUCAAGUGAGCAACUAUGGUUGGAUGAAUGGGCGAACCCCCUACGGCGAGAUAUACCAAUUGGCGAUCCGGAGGAGUUCCUGCGGCAACACGGUCAGCCUGGAUACCCGUCGGAGCAACAAGGUGACCUCCGCGUCGACAAGUUCGAAACGGGUUUCUUGAUGUGGACACCCACUGUGAAGGGAUAUCAGGCAGUACCUGCAGGACCAUCGGCAUUCUCAUGGGAAGAAGCAUCGAUACCUACUCUUCGCGCCAUGAGUGAGGUAAUGGAUCAGAACAACUUUUUCACCGUGUUGGCGCUGCUGUGGGGCCAGGAAUCCAUGAAGAAUAGCGCGACGCCAGAGCUACGCGCGGAGAACGUCACUUUCAUGAAGUCUAUAGCCAAGAUGUUCGAACAUGAGAAGCUAUCGACUAUCCUGGACACGAUCGAUCCUCUUUUGGCAGACGGCGAUCGUUACAAGCAACGGUCGGGAGCAGAGCUGCUGGCUGGGCUGUCGCGAGGCGCGAAGCAUUGGCCCAGGCAGCAUGCGGACCACCUGUGGUCAUGGAUCACCGCUCGUCUCGACCGUAUCCACGCUCAAAUGAAGCCCGAUACCAUCUCCUUCUGGGAGAACCUCCUCAGUGAACAACUGGUGGAUAGGGACCCCCGGCGUACUGAACCGCUCGUCAAAUGGAUAUUGUCGCUGCCUCUUGACUUCCAUGGAGACUCGGCCUUUGCCAUGAGCAAGUCGCUUUCCAUCUUCAACAUCUUGGUUGACUGCCUUGAUUUGCGCUUCCUUUCCUUGGCUGAUCAGUACAUCAACUUGUUCUUGGAUAACGCCAACACCGGCUAUGCCGAGAUCCGUUCACAGAUUGCCCAAAAUAUCUAUGCUAUCAUCACUAUCCAGUGGCGUCCGGUAUACUCCUCAGCUAUCGAGUUCAUGUCUGCUUGUGCAACCAGUGCCGACCCUCUUCGAAUCCGAGAAGCACGAUACAUCAAUCGAAUUGCAGAGAUAGUGAGCCAACUUCCGGUGUGGAAAGAGCAACGUCUGCCCCCUCCGAGAGUCAGUCAGUCACAGUACGACAAGGUCGGCUUGACAGUUCUGCAAUGGGUCUGGGACUUAGCACAUGGCCCUCAAGCGCCUCUCGUUUUCCCAUACGUCAUUGUCUUGCUGCCCGAGAUAAUUCGAAUGUCGGAGUUGAAUGAUAGCUCCGAGCUCCAGACGUACAGCUCCGCAGUCCUUUACGUAUUAUCUGCUGUGACGCCCCCGCCGGAGUAUAUCGAAGUGAUCGCGGACAAUUUCAUCAACGCGAUCAAGUCAUCGACGUCAUGGCGCAUCCGGGUGAACGCACUACCGACCCUCAUCGUGUUCUUCUAUCGGAAUCUGCUCAGCAUGUCGGGCGCACUCGUCUCAAGACUUAUGAAUGUUCUGCAGGAGUGUCUGUCUGAUGAGAACAUCGAGGUUCGCGAGAUGGCCUCAAAGAUGCUCUCGGGGGUAGUCAGAUGCUCUCAACGGCAGAGCAUCGUCCCGCUCAAGGAUCGGUUCGUCAACACGUUGCACCGAACAAAACUCCCAAACCGUCGGGACCCGUCGUACGCGGACUCGCUUCGAUCGCUGCAUUCCGCUAUCUUGGGUCUGUGUGCUCUGGUCGAGAGUUUCCCCUAUUCGGUAGAACCUUGGAUGCCUCCCCUGACCGAAGUCCUCGCCAACCAUGCGACGGACCCGGUUCCGAUUUCGACCACUAUCAGGAAAUGUGCAUCGGAGUUCAAGAAGACACAUCAGGACACAUGGCACAAGGAUCAAUUGGCGUUCAACGAAGAUCAGCUGCAGAGUCUGUCCACCAUGCUUGUUGGCACAUCGUACUACGCGUAAAAGUUGGUUUCAUUGUUUGUAUCAACGUCGCCGUUGUCUUUGUAUCAUAUAUUCCACCUGGCUUUCAUACUUGUAUUAUACCACCAUCGCACCAAUCGCAAUUUGCUUCUCUAGC
Molecule: messenger RNA, 6050 nt
Organism: Dichomitus squalens LYAD-421 SS1
Lineage: Eukaryota; Fungi; Basidiomycota; Agaricomycetes; Polyporales; Polyporaceae
Product: ARM repeat-containing protein
Exons: 38
Coding region: 179-5935 (1918 amino acids)
Biological process (GO): proteasomal ubiquitin-independent protein catabolic process
Cellular component (GO): nucleus; cytosol
Molecular function (GO): proteasome binding; peptidase activator activity
Source: RefSeq, a predicted model, not a curated record